AAUAGUCAUAUAGUAAAUGCUUUUUUGUAAGCACUGGUAGUUUGUGAGUAAGUCUGUGAGUAAAACUGGAUGUUUGCUUGGAUGGCAAGUGAUUGUCAUGUUAUGGCUAUUAUGGCAACCAAUUCACUGUAACCCCAAUGUUAGAGUCAAUGGAGGAAAUCGGUCGAUAAAAAACUCCAAACAACUUAAUCUCAAUCACUUUGACCCCCAGCCUAACAAAUACCAUUCCCCGCGCACAGCAACCAACCGAACCAAUAGUUCAACUAAUUUUGAUAAUCUUAAUCUCAAUUAUCUGCUCUCUGUUCUCCAUGAAGAUGAACGACAGGCUAUAUUCAACAAUGUUGUUCAUCAAAAUCACAAGUCGGUCACCGGUGACACAAAUUCACAGCAGACAUACAUUGCAUCCAAUUAUAAAAAAGACAACUCAAUCGAUGACAACUAUAUUGAACUGACCAGUGAUGACAAAAGAGACAUUCAAGACGCCAAUAAGUUGUCUCUGUUUUCAUCAUCGCUUAACGUGAUUGAUGUCGCGCCACAAGACACCCAACUGGCCCACAGUGUCCUUAUAAUACACAAACCAAAGCCAAAUAAAACAAUUAGACCGACAACUAUUGCACCGCAGUUAUUGAAACACCAACACAUCCAAUACUCUAACAAACAACAACAACAACAAUACACGCAAACACCCAGUCCUAUAAUCUCUGCCAUCACAUCAUCGGCAUUGGGCUCAUCUACGGAUGGCUUUGCGACACCCGUCAGAAACAAUCAUAGACCACAGUUUCUCAGACCAUUUCCCGGUAGAAUCAAAAGUACUACAACUACUACCACCACUACUACCACUACAACAACUAAUACACCGACAACAGUGGUUACAACAGAUACAACUCCUGUUAAGACAACUCCUGUUAAGACAACUCCUGUUAAGACAACUCCUGUUAAGACAACUCCAGCUAAGACUACUGUAGUAAAAACAACUCCAUCAAAGACAACCAUCUUUGCGACCAAUUUUGAGACCGAAUAUCAAACUAUUAACUCUACAUUAGAAACAACUGAUGAUAAUGUGGAAGAAUUUCCUGUUAUUUUCAGUAAUAAUCACAAUAAGGGUUCUCAGCCUUUAUUUACGAGACAAAAGCUGACGAGUACUGAGUAUGCGUUGAUCUUCACGACACCCGAGUCUUUCACCGACAACGAUAAGACCGCAUUUACAGAAGUUCCGGCCAUAACUAACCAACCCUACACUUUUCGUCCUCCAUAUGUGACCACUUAUAAUCCACAAAAGAGACCACCGAUGAAAAUAAUGACAGUUAAUGCCAACCGAAUCAGACAACCAGAUGAGAUUUACUCGGAAGGCAUUACUGUAUUAGAUCCGCCAUUCCUUAGCAACCAUCCUAUGAAAUUACCGCCAAAUACAACAAUAAUUCAUAAGAAUCUGAUUGUGCCGAUGAAAGAGGGCCGACCAAAGCCCAUGUAUCCCACACCCGGUACUACACAGUAUCCCAUAUAUCCAAUGGUAGCCGGAAUUACCAAUUGGCACACACAACCCACCACUCCAUUCAUAAACCCUAUAGUGACCACUAGUUCACCACUUGAUUUUACUCAACACUUUGCAAACACUGUUUCAGAUAUUAGUGAAUCAGACUAUACAGUGACCGCCCAAUCGGUGAACAGACCCACUAUAAUCACAGGACAUCCAUUGAUUAGUACACAGCCAACAUCACCGCAGACAUCAUCACAUUUGGUGACAGUGACAUCGAUAAGGCCGGUGACCGACACAUCGAUGUCCUCAUCCAACACAUACUUAGUCACCCAAUCCGCUCAAACGCCGCGUCCGUCUACAUCGACCACGGGAUACGUAAAUGCCAUUUGGGCGCCUCCUAUGCCUAUAGCGGCCCGACCGGUACAGGCAGUGCAGGCACAGCCCGUGUCCACGACGAGUUGGUGGUCACCGAUAUCUAAUGUCUUUUCAUUGGAUCCGACGAGUGGAUCAAUGUUUAGUUUUAUGAAUGUUAUGAAAACAGUAUUGUUUACUAUAUUAGUCUUUUUCCUGCCGCCCAUCACAUUGGCCGCAGCGCUCAUACAGACAGCAGUGGGUUAGCAGUGGACUGUAGGUUAGGUUAAAGCAAUUUUGAGCUCAUUUUUAUUUGCAAUACCAGUUUUUAAUAUUGUAGUUAGCAUUUGUUAUAUAAUUAAAUAUAUAAUA
Molecule: messenger RNA, 2200 nt
Organism: Oppia nitens
Lineage: Eukaryota; Metazoa; Arthropoda; Arachnida; Sarcoptiformes; Oppiidae
Product: serine/threonine-protein kinase pakG-like
Exons: 2
Coding region: 98-2095 (665 amino acids)
Source: RefSeq, a predicted model, not a curated record